AUGAAGGCCGUUCAGAUCCUGGGCGACAAGUCCGCCCCAUCCGUCGUCCUCACCGACAACCUGCCCCAGCCAACUGCCAGCGGCUCUGACCUCCUCAUCCGCGUGCACGCUGCUGGCGUCACGGCCGACGAGGUCUCUUGGCCCGAAGUCUACAAUACGCGCAAUCGGAUCCCCGGCCAUGAUAUCUCGGGCGUCGUCAGCGCGCUGGGCCCAUCCUACGCUGGCCCGUUGGCCGUCGGCGACGAGGUCUUUGCCAUGCUCGCCGCGGACGCGAGCCAGGGAGGGCAAGCCGAGUAUGCGAUCGCCUCGCAGGCCGAGGUCGCGAGGAAGCCCACAGCCAUUUCGCAUGCGCAGGCGGCAGCGCUGCCGAUCCCGGUAUUGACGGCGUGGGAGGCCAUCGUCCAGCAUGCCAAGCUUGAAAAGGGUGCCAGGGUGCUCGUCACGGGGGCAUCAGGCGCAGUGGGUGUCCAGCUGGUACAGCUCGCGAAGCAGCUCCUGGGCGCAGAGGUGAUUGGCUUGGCCUCUUCGCGGAACCACUCAUACAUCAAGGAGCUCGGCGCGAGCACAGCCAUUGACUACAACACUGCCGGGUGGGAGGAAUCGGUUGGCAGCGUCGAUGCCGUCUUCGACACUGCGGGCGGUGAAACGCUUCGGAAGGCGUCGAAGACGGUCAGGGAUGGCGGCGCUGUGGUGACGGUAGCGGAUCCGCCUCCACCCUGGGCCUUUGGCAAGGAGGAACCAGAACUAAGUAAGGCAAAGCCGCAGGUGAAGUGGGUGUACUUUGUUGUCACAGCUUCUGGAGAGACUCUCGGAAAAGUCGCGGAAUUGUUGCAGGCUGGCACUGUGAAGCCGCUCAAGGUGACAGAGUUUCCCAGUGACAAGGCUGUCGACGCGUGGGAGUUUGGACGGCAGAGGGGGAGAACCGGCAAAGUCGUGAUACAAUUUGCAUCAUAA
Purpureocillium lilacinum is the source of this 954-nucleotide messenger RNA. RefSeq lists its product as uncharacterized. Gene Ontology annotation, molecular function: oxidoreductase activity. The record is from RefSeq and is a predicted model, not a curated record. Lineage: Eukaryota; Fungi; Ascomycota; Sordariomycetes; Hypocreales; Ophiocordycipitaceae.